Messenger RNA from Salmo salar (Atlantic salmon), 1480 nucleotides. Its product is annotated as epithelial cell adhesion molecule. The record is from RefSeq and is a predicted model, not a curated record. Lineage: Eukaryota; Metazoa; Chordata; Actinopteri; Salmoniformes; Salmonidae. Gene Ontology annotation, cellular component: membrane.
GACUGACCUUUCUUAUAAAUGAAGCGAUUCUUAACUACAGCAUCAUAUAGCAAUAUACGUUACAACGUUGUUGCAGUAAGUGUUUGCACAGCUAUGAAGAUUUGGAUUGCACUUCUUCUUGCGACUUUCGCAGUGGGUGCAUCAGCUCAAUGCACAUGUGAGAGUUUUAAAUGGGCUACAUGUGAUGGCACCCCUUGCCAGUGUGGCGUUAUGGUGGGAACUGGUGAGAAGCAAAACCUCAACUGCUCUAAAUUGAUCCCCAAAUGCUUCCUGAUGAAGGCAGAGAUGUACCGUGCUAGGAAUGGCCUGUCCACUCGUACUGGAGGAAAGCCAGUCAAGACCGCCUUUGUGGACAACGAUGGCAUCUACGAUCCAGACUGUGAGACCACUGGUGCCUUCCGGGCUAAGCAGUGCAAUAACACUAAGGAGUGUUGGUGUGUCAACAGUGCUGGCGUGCGCAGAACUGACAAGGGAGACGAGAGCCUUCGGUGUGAGAAGUUGGUGGAGACAUAUUGGGUUCGCCUGGAGCUCAAGCACAAGCCAGUGAACAACGCUGUGGAUGCUGCUAAAUUGCAGGCUGCCAUAGCAACUGCCAUCCAGAACCGUUACAGCUUUGACAAGACCCUUGUGAAGGAGGUGGAGUACGACCCUGAGGCUCGCCUGAUCGUCGUCGAUGUCCAGAAGGAGAGGGGAGACCGCAAGGCCGACCUGUCUCGUAUGGCUUACUACAUGGAGAAAGAUGUUAAGGUGCUGCCCCUGUUCAAUGACCAGGCUAAGUUUGAGCCCAGUGUGGAUGGUCAGAAGCUGGAGAUGGAGGACAUCUUGGUGUAUUAUGUAGACGAGGAGGCCCCCACUUUCACCAUGAAAAGGCUGACUGGGGGAGUCAUCGCCGUCAUCGUGGUGGUUAUACUGGCCGUGGCCGCCGGACUGCUAGUCCUCUACCUUAAGAGGAGGCGAGAGCGGGGGUACAGCAAAGCAGAGCCCAGAGAGAUGGAGGCCAUGUAGACAAAUAUUAACCAGAGCUGGUUCUAUGCUGAAAUAGUAACACCUUGUAUAGUGCCUUUACAACAUUCUGUGUUUAAUAUUAUUACUUGAGGGAUGCUGUUUUGGUCAAAUCUAUUUAGCACUAUUACUACGGCCCAACAUUUUUAUUUAUGAGCUGUUGAUUUAAAUGCAUUACCUUUAGAUUUAAAUGAAGAUGUUUGAAUGCUGUAGCUCCCGCAAAUUUGACUCUGGACAUCGAUGCCAGUUCCACUUUAAUAUGUUUAUUUUUUUUAAUGUUCCACUAUUCAGGGAUUUUUUAGACCUGGGGCACCAGGUGGGUGCAAUUUAGGUAUCAGGUAGAACAGAACCAGCAGGCUCCAGACCUUGUAGGCAGGUUGAAUACCCCUGCUGAAGAUUGUACUGUUUCAUAUGAACUUUGUGUUUUUGAUAGAUUUUUUACUUUUUUUUUUUAAUAAAGUAUGAAUUUUAAAAUGUA